GAAUACGGUGCACGCGCGGCACUGAGCAUCAGGAGUAGUUGUCAUGUGAAUCAGCUGGGCCAAACGACGAAGGGGAAAGCCACAUCGCGGCUCGCUUUUUCGAAUUCAAGCCUGCAUCUGAUGAGGCGACAAGAUGGCGGGAGCAGAGGUGUGCACCCCUGCAAACCCCACCUGCAAGAUUAUGACCUUCAGGCCCACAAUGGAGGAAUUCAAGGACUUCAACAAAUAUCUAGUCUAUAUGGAGUCUCAGGGCGCGCAGCGUGCUGGUCUAGCCAAGGUGAUUCCUCCUAAAGGCUGGAAGCCUCGUCGAACCUAUGAUGACAUAGACGAUUUGAUGAUUGACGCUCCCAUUCAACAAAUGGUGGCCGGCCAGUCAGGGCUUUUCACUCAGUACAACAUUCAAAAGAAGCCACUCAGUGUGCAGGAGUUCAGGCGAUUAGCUAACAGCGACAUGUACUGUACGCCUCGUUAUCUGAACUAUGAAGAUCUCGAAAGGAAGUAUUGGAAGAACCUCACGUUUGUUUCCCCCAUAUAUGGGGCUGAUGUUGGUGGCAGCCUCUAUGAUGAGGAUGUGGAGGAAUGGAACAUUGGGCACCUGAACUCCAUCUUGGACAUCAUCGAGGAGGACUGUGGUGUGUCCAUCCAGGGGGUCAACACUCCAUAUCUCUACUUUGGCAUGUGGAAAACAACCUUCUCCUGGCACACAGAAGAUAUGGACCUGUACAGCAUCAACUACCUUCACUUUGGAGAGCCCAAGUCCUGGUAUGCCAUCCCCCCUGAGCAUGGGAAGAGACUGGAACGUUUGGCUACUGGUUUCUUUCCUAAUAGCUUCAAGGGAUGUGAGGCGUUUCUCCGUCACAAGAUGACGCUAAUCUCACCUUUCGUGCUAAAGAAGUACGGCAUUCCCUUUGAUAAGAUUACGCAGGAGGCUGGAGAGUUCAUGAUCACCUUCCCUUACGGCUAUCACGCUGGCUUCAAUCAUGGUUUCAAUUGCGCGGAAUCAACCAACUUUGCAACCAUACGGUGGAUAGAAUAUGGAAAAAAUGCCACACAGUGUACUUGCAGUAAGGAUAUGGUGAAAAUAUCAAUGGAGCCUUUUGUAAAGCGGUUUCAGCCUGACCGCUAUGACAAUUGGAUGCUGGGCAAAGAUUCUAUGCCCAUUGACCACACACUGUCUACUCCCAGUACAACACCUGAGUUGCAAAGCUGGUUGCAGAGGCGCCGCAGGACAAAAUCCUCCAAUAAAAGUGGCGGCCACUCUCGAAUGCGCUUAAAACGUCUCAGAACCUCAGAGGAGCCUGUUGGCCUGGAUGACAGUUCUAUGUGCAGCAGUAAGAGGAAAGGCCUGUGUGGUCCGCCUGGACCCAAAGUGCGGCGGUCUAUUGAAGAAAGGUCCUGCAAAUCAGAAAGAGCAGAGGAAGAGCAAGAGGAGGAGAAACAUGGAAGAAGGGAGACGAGACAAAGCCAGAACUCUCUUCAGCUUUCUAGUCGCUGCAGACAGAUGUGCGUUGUCAAGGUAAACCGAGUUGAGGGCAACACUUUGGGUUUCUCCACUAUGGAUCUACCAAACUCUCAGUCAAGAUCCAGUCCAUCCCCGGCCUCCUCAGGAAAGCACGAUUCUAAGGCAGAAACUGACACUCAUAGUGACCCUCAAGACGCUUCAAGGCCUGACAUCAACGAUAGGUUUUCCAAAGGACUCAGAGACUGGUCUGAGCCAUCUCAAAUGCAUCUAGGAAUGAACACGUCACCUUCUGAACCUCAAGACCUCUUAAAUUCUCAGGACUGUUCUCCCAGAGACCCUCCCACAGAGACCGCCACACUCACGUCUUCUUACCACACAACAAGCACCUCCACUGAGACAGAGAUGGGCUUGUGUCCUCUUGAUUCUGAUGCUCAGACAACAAACUUAUUGAGUACAGUAAACACUGCAAUCCCAGACCCAAGCACUAAAAGCAGCAUUGACAAAGCAUCUGAAAUUUGCACAAACGCAAUUGUUAAUCCAGAGUUAUCAAUCACUUUUGACCAAAAACAUAUCCAAUCACAAUGCACUACAGAAGUAGAUUAUGAUUCAGAACCUAAGCCGGCAGAGGGAGGAAGUUGCACAUCAUGUGUUCCUACUGUCCCUUCAGGCCAUGACUGUGUGUUAGAAAACAGCAGUUGUGAGCAACAUAUUUCUCCCCCUUUGCUACAAAGGAGUGCAGUGGAUAUGCCACACCUCACUCCAGAGCCAGCGGGUGCUUUUGGAAUCAGUUCUUUACCCCCUGUACUGACCCAAGAGAUGCCCUCCCUUACCCCAGCGGACGAUGGGCUAGCUGCCCCCUCAAAAUCUUGCACAUACUCCCACCAGUUUGCACCCGUACUCCAGCGGGAGAUGCCAGAAGCUUCUCCAUCCUCCCAUGGAAUUAAACAGGAAAAGAUCGAUUCAAGGAUUCCCAAAGAACCUUCUCAUACAGAACAAAUCCACCACUGGCAUUUGCGUGCAGCAGAUAAUUUUCACAGCACAGAAAUUCCAAGGUUAGAAAUGGAUACGGCUCAUCUAUCGGGCAAUGCCGUUCACAAAACAUCUGAUUGUGCUCAUGAAGGUGUUUUAAUGUCUGAAAUAGAUGCAGAAAAGCAUGUAGUGGUCGGAAAUAUCGGAGAGAAUGAGGUCUCCUACCAGAUAGCACAGAGCGUUGCCCCCCUAAUUGAGCAACAUUCCAGUUUAGCAGAGUUAGCAACGAGUGAUCACUCCAAAGAGCAAGAUCAAACAGACAAAACAUUGAGUCUAAGCAGCAUUGGCCCUCUUGAGCCUGGUACCUCAACCAAUAAUCUCUCCGACCCUCCCACCCCAGUGCACCCUUACUCAGAAUCAGAACUCCACUCUCAUUCACACUGUCCAUCCCAGAGCCCACACAGAGAGCCUAAAUAUGACUCCAAUAGCAUUUGGGGGAACUUCAACUCGCAGAGCCCUGCUGUGCUCAUCCAAAGCCUCCAACCAGAACCCUCCUGUGACUUCACCCAUGACCCCAUACCAUACACUGUGUGGACUGAACCCCAGUGCAAAGAGGUCACACAUCUGGAUGACCCCGAAGAAGAAUUGCGUGAGAGCCAAGAGGGGGACGCUGGACCUCUUACUUGGGCUCAGCUUGAGCCCACCUCACUAGUUUCAGUCACCGCCGCAGAGGAUGUAGAGUUUUGUAGAGAUGAAGGGGAACCCGAUGAUGGGGUCCUCUCUUCAAGCGGAGAGCUCGAAAGACGGAUACAGUCCUCUGUUGGUUCUGUGUUACCUUUGGUCAUGGGAGGAGGUGCGCAGGGUGGGAUGUCUGAUAUGGAGCAAGACGAGUCAGAUGAGGAUGAUGAUCAGCAAAGCAGCGCCAGUGAGGAGAGCAGCAGUGACUCAUCUGAUGAGGAGGAAAGCGAUCCAAGUCAAUAUGAGUGCGAUGAAUCAGGCUUAGAACCAGGGGAGGUUUGUGCUUACCCUGCUCUGUCAGUCAAGAGGACCACUAAGAGCUGGCGUCACCCACUCAGGAAACCCACUGCCAGGGCUGUACCCACUGCGGUCAAACAUCAGGCCGCCAGUGAUGAUGACCUAGAGCCUCCUGAAGCAAGCUUCGCAGAUGAGGAAGAUGAGCCUGAGAUCGAAGCUUGGGCAAGGCCGCUGAUCUACCUGUGGCAAAACAAGAAGAGCUGCUUCACAGCGGAGAGGGAAUACAAUGCUCAUGCCGCCACCAUGGAGCCGUACUGUGCUGUCUGCACACUCUUUAUGCCCUACUAUCAGGGGGAAGAUAAAGCAGAGGAUGGUAGCCCCAAAAAAGCAGAGGACGCAUCAGAUUCUUCAUCUUGCAAGGAGGAUUCUCCGCAUUGUUACCGGGGUCCGAGGAAAUCCAAGCCCCUGAUACCGGAAAUCUGCUUUUCCUUCAGAGAGCAAAACUGCCCUCCAACGCCCACCAAUCCUCUGAUGCAGGAUGAUGGCACCUCCCCUCUGCUCUCCUGCCAAGAGUGUUGCCUUCAAGUACAUGCAAGUUGCUAUGGUGUUGCAGCAGAUGAUGCCAGCGACCAGUGGUCCUGCGAUCGCUGUGCGGAGGGCAUCUUCACAGCAGAAUGUUAUUUGUGUAACCUCAGAGGCGGGGCACUGAAGAAAACCCAAAACGACAAAUGGGCCCACAUUAUGUGCGCAGUUGCACUGCCUGAGGCGAGGUUCAGCAACGAAGUCAAGCGGGGUCCCAUUGACACGAGUCGGAUCCCCAUGCAGCGAUACAAACUGAAGUGCAUCUAUUGUCGUAAGCGCUGGGCGGGGAAGCGGCAGGCAGGUGCGUGCAUCCAGUGCUCGUGUGGCCGCUGUCCCACCUCUUUUCAUGUGACCUGUGGCCAUGCCGCCGGGGUUGUCAUGGAGCCUGACGAUUGGCCGUAUGUGGUGUCUAUCACGUGUCACAGACACCAGUCGCGGAGCUCUUUGGCCAAGCAGCGGGGAUCUCAAGCGUCCAUCUCGCUGGGCCAGACGGUUAUCUCCAAGCACAAGAACCUGCGCUACUACAGCUCCAAGGUCACGCAGAUCACCUCCCAGAUGUUCUACGAGGUCAUGUUUGAUGAUGGCUCCUUCUCCAAUGAUACCUACCCUGAGGACAUAGUGAGCCGAGAUUGUGUCAACUUGGGUCCUCCCGAAGUCGGCGAAGCCGUUCAGGUCAAAUGGCCCGACGGGCUCUUCUACGGUGCCAAAUAUUUGGGAUCCAACGUGUCCUACAUGUGCCAGGUGGAGUUUGAGGACGGUUCUCAGGUGCUGGCAAAAAGAGAUGACAUCUAUACCUUGGACGAAGACCUGCCUAAAAAGGUGAAGCGCCGACUUUCCACCGCCUCCAGCAUGCGUUUCCAGGACGCCUUCUUCACCACACAAGGGGAGAGGAAACGUCAACGAACUCCUAAUUCUCGCUUCCAGAAGGACUACGUGGCGCUACCGGACCUCCGUGCCACUGCCAAAGGCGCAUGGGAGCACCACAAAGGGAAAGAAAAGUGAUCGUGGGGGGGGGGACUGACAGAGACAAAUGACUGCACUGAGGUCACAAGCAAAGUCAAGGCGGGUAUGUGUGUUUGCGUGUGUGCUUGAGGUUAUAUUUGGACUGAAAACGAUUUCCCGGAUUUCCUUGUGGCCUGAAAGAGAAGAGGGGGGUUGACUUAUCCGGACUUUCCAAUGCAUUUGUACAUUCUUACAUCAAUGAUUGUUUUGGAGCAUUGUGAUUGGCCAGUUAGACUUUAAGGACAUGGUGACUCGAGGAUGUCGUCUCUUCCGUUGCCUCCUUGUCCUUCCUCAUCCGUCAGGGAGGAAGAAAAAAAAAGCAAACUGUGUCUUUACAAUUGUCAAAGAUUUUCCUUUUACAUAACAACUGUAAAGUGGUUUUCCUCAGCAGCUUGCCCAUGGUAGGUUUUUGGAGGUCUGUUAUUUCGAAGUUUUGAUUUUGAUCAUUUCUGCACCUUGCUUGUAGUUUUUUUCCUUGUGCUCCCCCCCUCUCCCGGCCCCACCUGCAUGUUUAACACUGUCGCUUAGCUGCGCCAUCAUGGCUUCCUCUCUGCUCUUGUUAGUCUCUCCAAUAUGCUUAAAUGAUUCUGUUUAUAUUUGAUCUUGACAAAAAUACAUGCACAUUGAGAUUAUGAAUUAGAAAAAAAGUGAUUGUUCUUGACAGAUGGGAAGCCAUGCGCCUGAUUAAACGUGAAAUGCUACUCUGUUGAAUGAAACUCGCUGUUGAAAUUAUUUAAAUUUGUAUUUAUUUUUGUGCUUGCUAUAGUUGAACUAUUGCUAACUGCUGUAAGGAAAACAAAAUAAAACUUUUUU
This is a messenger RNA of Hippocampus zosterae (dwarf seahorse), 5803 nucleotides long. RefSeq names its product lysine (K)-specific demethylase 4C (gene kdm4c). Lineage: Eukaryota; Metazoa; Chordata; Actinopteri; Syngnathiformes; Syngnathidae. The record is from RefSeq and is a predicted model, not a curated record. The coding region runs from base 134 to 4990 and encodes 1618 amino acids. Gene Ontology annotation, molecular function: histone H3K36 demethylase activity; histone H3K9 demethylase activity. The transcript is spliced from 22 exons. Gene Ontology annotation, biological process: chromatin remodeling. Gene Ontology annotation, cellular component: nucleus.